UGGAAUGAGGAACCCAAUUGAGCUUAAUAGUCUUAUUCCCACUCUACCCUUAUCCCGUUUUGCCCCUAAGAAAACCUUCUCCUCUUCGCCAACCACCACCGCCGCCGGAACCCUAGCAGCCCACUUCGCCCGCGCAGUCGACCGCACCUCCGUCUCAUCAUGGAACUCCGCAAUGGCCGAGCUCGCGCGCGAUGGAGACUCCAUUUCCGCCCUCCGUGCUUUCUCCUCCCUACGCCGCCUCCACCUCACCCCCGACCGCUCCUCCUUCCCGCCGGCUCUCACUGCCGCUGCCGACCUCGAAGCAAAUUCGGCCGGUCGCCAGCUUCACCUCCUUGCAGUCCGCCUAGGUCUCCAUCCUGACCUCUUCGUUGCCUCCUCCCUCGUCCACAUGUACGCAAAGUGCCGCCAUCCCAACGACGCCCGCAAGGUGUUUGACGAAUCUCCCAACCCGAACACUGUCCUUUGGACCGCCAUGAUCUCCGGCUACGUGAGCAACAAUGCCUCCCAGAAUGCCCUAUCGAUGUUUCGUGAUUUCUUGGCCGAGGAGGGACCGGAGGAAGUGGACUCCGCCGCCGCAGUCUCUGUUUUGUCGGCUUGCGCGAGGCUUUCUGAGAAAUUAGCGGUUUUGGGAUUUCACGGUUUGGUUCUGAAGAUUGGCUUGGGAGAUGUGGGAGUAUGGAACACUUUGGUGGAUGCUUAUGCGAAGAGUUGUAAUCUGGGAUUUGCAAGGAAGGUGUUUGAUGAUAUGACUGACAGGGAUGUGGUUUCAUGGAAUUCGAUGAUUGCUGUUUAUGCUCAGAACGGAUUAUCUGCAGAGGCUCUGAAUUUGUACUCAGAUAUGGUGAGGGGAGGGAGAGUGAGGCACAAUGCGGUGACUUUGUCGGCGGUGCUUCUGGCUUGUGCCCAUGCAGGUGCUCUGCAGAUUGGGAAGUUCAUCCAUGAUCAGGUGAUUAGGAUGGGCUUAGAGGACAAUGUGUACGUGGGCACAUCAGUGGUCGACAUGUACUGCAAGUGUGGCCGUGUUGAUGCUGCAAGAAGAGCAUUCAACCGAUUGGGCAGCGAAAAGAAUAUCAAGUCAUGGUCAGCCAUGGUUGCUGGAUACGGCAUGCACGGUCAUGGCCGUGAAGCUGUAAAUGUCUUCAAUGAGAUGAUCUCCUCUGGUAUCAAGCCAAACCAGAUCACCUUCGUCUCAGUUCUCGCUUCCUGCAGCCAUGCCGGCCUCGUUGACGAAGGCCGCCAUUGGUUCGAAUCAAUGAAAAGGGAUUACAAUGUUGAACCCAGCGUCGAGCACUAUGGCUGCAUAGUAGAUCUUCUUGGCCGCGCCGGUCGUUUGGAUGAAGCCUACGGCCUGAUCAAACAGAUGAAGGUGAAGCCUGACUGUGUGGUCUGGGGAGCUCUCCUCAGUUCAUGCAAGACUCAUAAGAAUGUCGAGCUCGGCGAAAUAUCGGCACAUAUGUUAUUCAAACUCGACCCGAGAAAUUGUGGGUAUUAUGUUCUUCUGUCGAAUAUUUACGCUGAUGCGGGAAGAUGGAGAGAUGUGCAGAGGAUGAGGGCUCUGAUGAAGAAAAUGGGGUUGGUGAAGCCUCCUGGAUACAGCUUGGUUGAGCUAAAGGGGACUGUUCAGUGUUUCUUAGUAGGUGACAGGAGGCAUCCAAGGCAUGAAGAGAUCUAUAAGUACUUGGAGGAGCUGAGGGGUAGAAUGAUGGAAGUUGGUUAUCUUCCAGAUACUGCUUCAGUUUUGCAUGAUGUGGAUGAGGAGGAGAAGGAGACUGCUUUGAAGGUGCAUAGUGAGAAGUUGGCGGUGGCGUUCGCGAUCAUCAGCACUCCGCCGGGGACGAUGAUUAGAGUUAUUAAGAAUUUGAGAGUGUGUGGUGACUGUCACUCAGCGAUUAAGUUGAUCGCGAAGAUUGUUGGUAGGGAGAUUGUUGUCAGAGAUUCACAUCGCUUUCAUCAUUUUAGAGAUGGGGUGUGCUCUUGUGGUGAUUAUUGCAAGAUUCUGAAGAGCUGAGAGAUGAAGUUCCUGUUUCAGUGCCCAUGCUGUUCUUGCUUCUGCUUCUUGAAGACCAAACAAAGCAAGCCAAAGGAGAAGGAAGCCAAAAAAGACUGAGAAUUCUCCAUCUUCAAUUGAUUUCUGUAAAGCUGUUCAUAUUUUUGUUCCAAUCUGUCCUAAAUCAGUAUUCAG
Phalaenopsis equestris is the source of this 2182-nucleotide messenger RNA. RefSeq names its product pentatricopeptide repeat-containing protein At3g26782, mitochondrial. The transcript is spliced from 3 exons. Gene Ontology annotation, biological process: RNA modification. The record is from RefSeq and is a predicted model, not a curated record. NCBI's taxonomy places the organism in Eukaryota, Viridiplantae, Streptophyta, Magnoliopsida, Asparagales, Orchidaceae. Gene Ontology annotation, molecular function: RNA binding; zinc ion binding; protein binding. Bases 5 to 2008 code for a protein of 667 amino acids.